Molecule: messenger RNA, 4316 nt
Organism: Triplophysa dalaica
Lineage: Eukaryota; Metazoa; Chordata; Actinopteri; Cypriniformes; Nemacheilidae
Gene: adam15
Product: ADAM metallopeptidase domain 15
Exons: 25
Coding region: 436-3339 (967 amino acids)
Biological process (GO): innate immune response; proteolysis; integrin-mediated signaling pathway
Molecular function (GO): metalloendopeptidase activity; integrin binding
Source: RefSeq, a predicted model, not a curated record
GGAAAUCCUAUCUGGUUGGUCACACUGAGAAAUACGAUUAUACUGCCUCAUUUUAACACAGGCGAGCGGACGGAUUGCGCACUAUAUGAUUCAGCUCACAGAAAGCGUGUUGUACAAGCUUUAGCCUACAUGAACGGAUCCUUUCAACCGACUUAGUAAGCCUCGUAAGGGAACGGGAGAAAUACAGAGGCCAUUAUCUGCGCUGGAACACAGCAGAGGUUUGCAGGAAGAUGUUGGUUCGCCUGACGGAACCCACCCUGGGCCGGGAACCCGCUGUCAGAACGGACCGCAGUUCGUCAUUCAGCAGGUGAAUGGCAAGGUGCGCGUUUACGCGUGACAGAUCAGCGCCUGUGCUGGCGAAGCGAUGCGAGCAGUCUUAACGCGAUUACACCCACUCCAGUUCAAAGAAGAUCCAAAGUAGUGCGUCACUGGACCAUGAUGCUGCACCGUCAGUUGUCGAGCUGUUUCUUGAGAACCCUCAUCACGGUUGUUUUGUGCGAGAUCACACCGCUCGUGAUGUUGAGAGGUUCCCAAACACUGACCCUCAGGAACAGCAGCUUCUCACAGCAGGAUGAGACGAUCACUCACUCUUCUCACAGUGUCACGAGUCACAGAAGAGACGUGGAGCCGCUGGUGAAGACAAGGCCGUUUGCAUUAGUGGAUGGAGUUCAAAGAAGCCUGAGUGAUGUUUUACUGAAUGGUCACCCUGAUAGUCUGCAGUGUGGUUUACAGGUGGGAACCACCUUGUACAUCCUUGACCUGGAGAAAAACCAGGAUCUUUUGCCAAAGCCACUGAAUGUUUUCUAUUACCUGGCAAAUGGAACCGGAGUGUCUAUGGAUCAAAACCUAGUGGUUCACUGUUACUAUCAUGGAACAGUUCAAGGUUUUCCUCAGUCCCGUGUAGCUCUCAGCUCCUGCUCGGGGUUACGAGGAGUGAUCGUCAUUAACGCCACGCUGAGCUUUGAGCUGCAUCCUGAGGAAGAAAAGGGUGAUAGAGAGGAAGAGAGGAGCGGAGAGAUAGAAGAAGGGGGGAUGCAUGUCAUCUACCUGACCAACACGCAAACAUCUGAGCCUGGAGGCUGUGGCGUUUCACACACCUCAAUUCCUCCCAUUCAGAUCAUUCCACAAACACACAGGAGUAAGAGAGACAUUCUCUCCGAGACCAAAUACAUUGAACUGGUGCUGGUUGCGGAUCAUAAAGAGUAUUUGAACUAUCAGAAGAAUAAUAAAACCAUUGUAUACCGUAUGCUGGAUGUGGCAAACCAAGUAGACUGGUUCUACCGGCCACUGAAUGUUCGUGUGGCCCUGAUGGGUUUGGAGAUCUGGAGCGACCAGGAUAAGAUCAAGGUGGAUAAAAGUCCCAUUGACACUCUAAACCGCUUCCUGGAGUGGAGAACCAGAGAGCUGCUGCCACGACUACGCCAUGACAACGCACAAUUGAUCAUGGGUGAGUCGUUUGACGGGACAACGGUCGGCAUGGCGUCUCAGUCCUCCAUGUGCUCGAGGGAUCGAUCUGGAGGUGUGAACGUGGAUCACCUGGUGAGCGUUUUAGGUGUGGCCUCCACGGUAGCACACGAGCUGGGUCACAACCUAGGAAUGAGUCACGAUACGGCCGACAGACGCUGCCUUUGCCAGAACGAGCCACGGCUCGGGGGAUGCAUCAUGGAACCAUCCACCGGGUUCAUGCCCGGUCAGCUCUUCAGCAGCUGCAGCGAGCAAGACCUUUCUCUCAGUCUGAUGCAUGGUGGCGGGAUGUGUCUGUUUAACAUCCCCCAGCCAGGUAGUCUUCUGGGAGGUCCACGUUGCGGGAAUCUGUAUGUGGAGAAAGGAGAGGAGUGUGAUUGCGGCCUGCUGGAUGAAUGUAAUGAUCCCUGCUGCAAUGCUAGUACGUGUAAAAUGGUUCCAGGCGCUCAGUGUUCAUCUGAUGGCAUCUGCUGUGAGAAUUGUAAGUUGCGUGUGGCAGGGUGGGUGUGUCGGGAGCCGUUGGGAGAGUGCGAUUUGCCGGAAUACUGCACAGGCACCUCCUCCUACUGCCCGCCCAAUGUGUUUCUCCAAAACGGAGAGACCUGCAAAGACGGCUCCUCCUACUGCUACGGCGGCGUGUGUGCCAGUCUGGACGAGCAGUGCCAGAUGCUCUGGGGACCCAACUCCACCCACGCACCUCCUAUCUGCUUCUCCUCUGUAAACAAACAGGGCAAUAAGUAUGGAAACUGCGGUCAGAUAGCCAACGGUUCUUACAUAGCUUGCGCAAAAGGGGAUGUCCACUGUGGUAGGAUCCAGUGUCAGGGUGGGAGUGACCGCCCCCUGCUGGGCUCAAACGGUGAGAUUCUGACUACGAAGGUUAAACUAAACAUGAGUGACUUUACCUGUCGGGGGACCUAUUUGAAUCUGGGGGAUGAUGUGUCUGACCCGGCCAUGGUGUCUCAGGGGUCAGCUUGUGGACAAAAUAAGGCAUGUGUGGACCAGCGAUGCCAGGACAUUUCCAUAUUUGGUGUUGAGGAAUGCCGCAGGAAGUGCAAUGGCCACGGGGUGUGUAACAGUAAUAGUAGCUGUCACUGUGAUCUGGGCUGGGCUCCUCCUGACUGCAGAUACUCUGGAACCGGAGGCAGCGUGGACAGCGGACCCGCUCGAGCCCCCAGAGAUUCCGAUACUGCACGCGUGGCUCUGCUAGUCAUCUUCCUGUUUGUGUUGCCAGUCGCACUGCUGUUUGUCGCACUCCGCUUCCCCCGCUGUCGUCGAAGCCUUGUGUAUCUCGGCCACACCCCCUUCAACAAGGCUCGCCAGAGCCGAACUCCUGCUAUGGAGCUAGCAAAUGCUCGAAAUGGAGAUCAAGUACAGCCGCUCAGAUACCAGUGGCCCCGCCAGAAUGACAUUCCUCUCACCCAGGCUAUUACCAAGAUUCAGCACAGGCCUGCUGCUCCAACUAAACCUCUUCCGCCUGAUCCUGUCUCUAAACCAGCUCAGUUGGCAGGGCACUGGCCUGCCCCUCCCACCAAGCCCCUCCCUCCUGACCCCGCCCCCUCAGAGAGCAAGAUGCAGUGCAAGCCCACAAGAACGCGACCGGCUGCACCAAGCAAGCCGCUCCCCCCUGACCCUGUCCUCUCAAACCGACAGAACCGUGUUCCUCCCAAACCUCCAGUUCCCAAGAAACCAUUGCCUAUGGAUCCCUCAUCUCACUCUCCUCCACUCGCUCUGCUGGGACAUCCAGCAUCUGCAUCUUCAUCACCCUCUUACUCACAAAAUCAUGCAUCCGCGGCUGCUCCCGCCAGACCUGCUCCCCAUCCCCCUCUACGGAGACCACAGCACCCUGGGAGACCCUGUGCUCCACCCUCAGUAUAGCCAAUAAGGGGGACCACUGGUCCGGUGUUGAUACGGCAUGGGCCAAAGGCGUAACGUUGCGUGAUGGAGACUUGCACAAAAUUUGCACUGACCUUCAGAAAGGACUUGAUUCUACAACAAUCGAGGUGACACCUGAAGAGGGAGCCUUAUGCAGGAUCACUAGUAAAACUGAGAACUAACUCUGAAGCUCGGUGCUCAAGAAAAGGACUCACAGGACUUACUUUCAAGACUCGUUUAAGAGUGGACAUACAUUCCAUUUAAAGUGUGAAUCAGACACUCAGAUCAAUGCAUGGGCAUUGGAAGUAACCGAAUGAUGCCUUGAGAAAAGAAUCUUGAUGUCUCCUCUGAGAUUCUGUAUGCAUGCUCGGUUGCCUGCCUAUUGAUGAACAGAUCUUCUCUACAGAAUCUCUUUGGUGCCUAAAUACUGGUCCAUGAUGCUCUACACUCGCACCAAAACUUGGACUUGGAAUGUUUGUGUGGAGGCUAGUAAACGGCUCAUCUCAGUGCAAACAUUAUCAUGGCCUCUGUAACGUCUGUGUCUUAUUUCAGUAUCAAGAUGAAAAUUGUGAAGAGAAAUGCUGCUGAUGGGACAAAGCUGAUUGGAGGAUGAACAUGUAACCUGUUCAAAGCACUGAGGAAGAAACUGAAGAUAUUUAAGUGUAUUUUAAAUUAUGUACUAUUUUUAGGCAAUAAACAUGGGUCUAUUUUUACAGUUUAACCUAUGGUGUGUGGCAAAAUUCCCUCUAAAUGUAAAUUUAUUUUCAGGUAUCUCUUCAUGCCCACAAACCCAUUUACAGUACCAAUAUUAGCAACCAAUACAGUAAUAGCUUUCUAUUUUUAUAGCAAACAACUAUUUAUUAAAACAAAACCACCAAACAUUCAUAAAAUAUAAUUGUUUAAAUGUUUUUCCAUUGCUUACAUUUUCUAACUAUAGUAAAACAUAUUCAAUGUAUGUAUGUCUUUUUUCUUUUUGAAGA